GAGCCUUAUCUGCUACUAAAUUUAUCUGCGUUCGUUACCACCAAGAAUUAAACACCCACGCAGAACCAGUCUUCUCUCUCUGUGAUUCUGCAAUUAAGCCAUUCUCUUCUGCUCAAAUAUCACUUGAAUAAAGAACCCAGAUUUGCAUUUCUAUUGAAAAUGGUGAAUACUUUAUGUUUUGCCCCUGUUUGCUCUUCUCUCUCUCCCCACAAACCAGGAAUAGUUAUUGGGGAUACUGUUGCUGGGAAGAUUCUUAGAGUGAACAAGAUGUUCCAUACCUCCAAAUCUUGUAAAUUUCAAUCUUGGGAAGUUAAGGCUGCAAAUAGUGAUAAAAGCACUAAAUCAAAUAGCUUAGUCUGUGCUGAUUGUGAUGGAAAUGGUGCUAUAGCGUGUUCCCAGUGCAAAGGAACAGGUGUCAAUUCUGUUGACCACUUCAAUGGACAGUUUAAGGCUGGUGGAUUAUGCUGGCUCUGCAGAGGUAAAAGGGACAUUCUGUGUGGAAGUUGUAAUGGAGCUGGCUUUGUUGGUGGAUUCAUGAGCACUUUUGAUGGUUAAGAGUCUAUAGCACUAAAUCUUCACCCAGUUGCCAAUCCUCAAAACCACACAUCCAGACAAUAUUCCAUUUUGCCUGUGUUAUAUGAAGAAAUGCUUGUUAGCUUGAAAUUUUUGUGCUUUUUAUUAUGGUGAAGGUGAAACUACCUUAAUUGAAAAUUCAUGGAAUUAUUUAGCUAAUGAUAACUUCAAAUGGGUUUGUUCCCCAGAUUAUUAAUCACUUUUCUUUUCA
This is a messenger RNA of Manihot esculenta (cassava), 784 nucleotides long. RefSeq names its product protein BUNDLE SHEATH DEFECTIVE 2, chloroplastic. Gene Ontology annotation, molecular function: protein folding chaperone. The record is from RefSeq and is a predicted model, not a curated record. Gene Ontology annotation, cellular component: protein folding chaperone complex; chloroplast stroma. Bases 160 to 555 code for a protein of 131 amino acids. NCBI's taxonomy places the organism in Eukaryota, Viridiplantae, Streptophyta, Magnoliopsida, Malpighiales, Euphorbiaceae. The transcript is spliced from 5 exons.